Molecule: messenger RNA, 162 nt
Organism: Aspergillus melleus
Lineage: Eukaryota; Fungi; Ascomycota; Eurotiomycetes; Eurotiales; Aspergillaceae
Exons: 1
Coding region: 1-162 (53 amino acids)
Source: RefSeq, a predicted model, not a curated record
AUGCAGGAGGAGGAGAAGGAGGAAGCAACUUUAAAGCUCCCUGAUGACCGGCUUAUCGUUAUCGCCAUGUGCGGGGAUCGCCACCGGCCGAUGGAGGCGGAAACCCACGGCACUAUUCAGCGUCAAUCCCCCGUCUCGGAUUGGCCGCCCGUCGGGUAUUAG